UUCAAGAGCUCACGCAUCUACAUUACGCAUUUCAUCAAGGUUUAUGAUUUCAAGGUACUCUCUGUCCAAUAUCUCUUUAAGCUUGCCGCUCGGGGUGUCGGAGUUGUCUGCGCGGAUAAUCAACAUGGCAUUGAUGUGGUCAUUCCAAUUCUUUACCAAGACACGAUACUACGAAGGAACAAUAUGUCUGUCCCCAUGAUACAGUCGAAGAAUGAUGACUCUUACGGGACCAGCCCGAACCAACACUUAUUUGACAAGAUGGACCCGUUCAAGCUUGGAAUUUUUGUCAAGUCGACAGGACCACCCCCAGUGGUUUGAAUGGUGAAUGCACUGGCAUCGAAGGAAUCCAAAGUCUCUGUUAUAAUGCCACCUGAACGGGUUCAGCCAUCAAGGCAAAAGAAACCGGUCCGCACGGGUGCCUUCACCUCAUUUGAUAUCUGGUGUGCCGGGGCUUCUUCAAGGACUUUUCGCACCAUUCGGUCCCAGGAUGACGGAACAUAUGAUGACUUGCUGAGGUUGUCAAAGGAUGUCCCUGCAAUGUUUGAGCCUGAUGAAGAAUUUAUGCGGGGUGCUGUAAGGAGUAUGUACCCUGGCGGAGCUUGUGAUGCUGGUCAUUGGUCAUUUUGGAGUACUAGUUGAAUUGCUUUUGGCUGAUUGUGCAAAUGUGUCAGGGCCCGGCCUCUGUCCGGGGGCGGCCCUACUGCAGGGACACUUGCGGUGUCCCAGGCAGCCAGGUGCUGGAUCCUAUCCCAAGCUCCUCAAACUCACUAAGCGGGGAUUGAGUUGAGAAGAAGGGUAAGUUUCCCUAUUCCCUGCUUGGCUGCUAUAAAAGGGAAAUGUACUGUACAG
Molecule: messenger RNA, 849 nt
Organism: Cantharellus anzutake
Lineage: Eukaryota; Fungi; Basidiomycota; Agaricomycetes; Cantharellales; Hydnaceae
Exons: 1
Coding region: 319-639 (106 amino acids)
Source: RefSeq, a predicted model, not a curated record